GGGGCUGUGCCCAAAGGAAAUGCCACUAAAGAAUACAUGGAUAAUUUGCAGCUGAAACCAGGAGAAGUGAUCUACAAAUGUCCCAAGUGCUGUAGUAUCAAACCUGAGCGUGCCCACCACUGCAGUAUUUGCAAGCGCUGCAUCCGAAAGAUGGAUCACCACUGCCCCUGGGUGAACAAUUGUGUGGGGGAGAAAAAUCAGAGAUUUUUUGUUCUGUUUACGAUGUACAUAGCCCUGAUUUCAGCUCAUGCUCUUGUACUCUGUGGAUUUCAGUUCUUCUCCUGUGUCCGAGGGCAGUGGACUGAGUGCAGUGACUUCUCCCCACCUGUAACUGUGAUCCUGAUGAUCUUCUUGUGCCUUGAGGGUUUUCUGUUUCUCACUUUCACUGCAGUCAUGUUUGGCACCCAAAUCCACUCAAUAUGCAAUGAUGAAACGGAGAUUGAGAGACUGAAGAGUGAAAAGCCAACAUGGGAGCGCAGGCUGCGCUGGGAAGGGAUGAAAUCUGUGUUUGGGGGCCAGCCCUCCCUGCUGUGGAUCAACCCCUUCGCAGGAUUCCGCAUCAGGAGGCUUCUGCUGCGAGGGAAGAAAGGAGGACCUGAGUUUUCUGUUUGAGUCUAAAGAUGCUGGAACUUGCAAGAAUCCUAUAUAGUAUUUAUUUUGGGGCCAGAGAAGGCUGUCUGCAUAUAAUCUGUGACCAGGUGAAACUGAUAUCAGACAUUUGCUUGUAGCAAGCAGAGUUUUCUACGUUUAUCGUCACAGACAUCUCAUUAAUUCUGAGACAGGAACUGGAUCUGCCAUGAUCUUCACAGCAGGAUAAGCACGUGGUCACACUAAAGAAGCCAAAUGUUGUCAUGCUACUGUAAUUUAUUUUCUGAGAUUACUUCCCUAUUUUUUUGUUUUAAACCCUUUUUAUUUGAUAAAUGUCUGGGGAAUUAAUUACCUGUGUGUUUUUAUAAUGAGUCUAAGUCCUUGGAUGCAGUUGUCAAUCAUUAGGAGGAGCCUUGUGGUGGAAGUUGAUCUCCAGUGAGACACAGCCUUCCUUGUCAGUGCAGAUUUCAGGGAAUUGUGCUUUGUUCUGUUCUCCUUUCUCUUUCAGCAGAGCUGUCCCUGUGUGUCCCACACACGUGCAGGUGGUGCCCAGCACUGUCACACCCUGCCCAGGCUCCCUAAAGCAUGGCCUGUGUUUGGCAGUGCCCAUCCCAUCUGGCAUUUAGGGAAAGGCUCAAUUUUCACUGCCUGGGCUUCAAUUCCUGCUCUGGGAUGUGCAUUUCCAGUUCCACCUGCUUUGAUUGCAGAGGAGCUCAGGUGUGCACUGUGCAGGGAUGAGUGGCACCAGUGUCCUGCAGUGUGAGGUGACACUGAGUGACAAACUGGGGGUCAUUCACUGCAAACACUUUGUCCUUGUAGGGUCUUGCUCUGCCCCUUUUUUACUGUACAGACCCUUCAUAGAGGGAAAGCUGUUCAUGAUCCCUUGGACAAAGACAGCAGAGAAAGAGGCAACUUCCCUCCUUUCUCAAGUACAGCACAUCUUAAAUGUAGAAACAUCUGCAAUAUUCUUUUGAAUUUAACCAUUUCCAACCAAAACUACUUUGAAGAAACGAGAGCAAUAUAGAUCUAGAACUGCUUUAUGUGGGCCUGACAAACAACAGUAGUGCUAAAAAAUGUUCAUAAAUCUGCAAGUAAUGAAAUGCAAGCUGCAAGUAAUAAAAAUCCAGCUAAAAGUUGAUUCUUUAAAAAUGACAUUUAGACUAUUUUUUGUAUUAUUGUUAACCUAUAAAUGACUGACCAUGUAAAGGAUAAAGCAGGAGCCUUGAUGCAUAGCUUGAAAUCGUGCCUAGAAAGUAAAUAGCUCCCUGUUUUGGGACUUGCCUUAAAAUUGUCCUGUUCUUGCUUUUGCUCAGCCAGUGGCACUGGUGACCUGUCCCACCUGCAGCAGCUCAGAGCUCUGCAUUCCACCCUUUGUGCCCUGCAGGAGCUGUUUCCUUUCUCAGUGCCCUGCUGCUCCAUCUCCUCUGCAUCCUGCUCCCAGCUCCAUCCGUUUCUGUUCCAUGGCGUGGCUGAAGGCACUGAGGGAUCCAUUUCUUGCCUGUGCCCUGUGAACAAAACCGUGCAAUCCUCUGGGGUGUUUUCACUUUGCUUUCUGGGGAGGGUGGUGGUGUGGAAUGCUGGAGCCUUCCUGGGUGGAAAUCCACUGGAAUUGCAGUCCUGUGAACAAAACUGAGGGGGAAGCUGGAAAUUCCACAGGAUUCUGUGCAGAUUCAGUUGCACAUCUUAAAGAUUGGGGAGGAAAAAAAGGUGUCUGGCUUUGUCCUGAGGCUCUUACUGUGUAAAUUGUUCAAUGGGAAAAUCAGAAAAUAGCAAAAUAGCACUCCAGGUGGUUGGACCCUGUGACUUGGCAAAUGUGUGCGUGUGAAAUCCGGUUUACUCGGCUUUUCAAAUCCUUACCUUGUAAUUUUUUUUUUUUUAUGUAAAAAAGAAUAAACUAAUGAAUUGAAGUCUUAGUUGAUUAA
Molecule: messenger RNA, 2510 nt
Organism: Zonotrichia albicollis (white-throated sparrow)
Lineage: Eukaryota; Metazoa; Chordata; Aves; Passeriformes; Passerellidae
Source: RefSeq, a predicted model, not a curated record